Messenger RNA from Henningerozyma blattae CBS 6284, 1419 nucleotides. RefSeq names its product tRNA splicing endonuclease subunit SEN54 (gene SEN54). Gene Ontology annotation, biological process: tRNA-type intron splice site recognition and cleavage. Gene Ontology annotation, cellular component: tRNA-intron endonuclease complex. The transcript has a single exon. Lineage: Eukaryota; Fungi; Ascomycota; Saccharomycetes; Saccharomycetales; Saccharomycetaceae. The record is from RefSeq and is a predicted model, not a curated record. The coding region runs from base 1 to 1419 and encodes 472 amino acids.
AUGUCAACACUAGAUAAAGAUUAUGAAAAUGAUCCAACGAAGGAUGCUUUAGAUGAUGAUGAAAUAGAUGAUGAUGAAUUAACUCAAGAUUGGUCAAAAAUUGCUGCACUAUCUAAAAAGAAUCCCAACUACACCAUACCAAAACGAGGUGAAAAAGAUGCUGUGAUAGAUGGGACUAAUGCUCAAGAAUUGCUAUUAAAUAAUGCUAGAAAUGAAAUGUUUGAAGCGUUAGAGAAUUCUGUUAGAGGAACUAUGAUUAAGUCACAGGUUAAGGCAUAUUACUUGCCUCUACAACACGAAGCUAUUGUCCCUCAUCCAAAGGGAAAUUUUUUACAAUCAAUGGGGAAAGCGGAUAAACAAGGAAGAGUCUUUCUGAAAUUUCAUGAAUUUCUAUACUUGGCAGAAAGAGGAACAAUUACACCAUACCAAACUUUUUGCAUUCAGGAUCCCGAUUCGCUAGAAGAACAAACUAUCGAACUUCAAUUGUCAAUCCAAGAUCUUUACUCUUUUUUUAAAUCACAGGAUGAAUCUGAUAAUUUUUUAGUGUUCGCCUAUUUGAAACGUUUAGGGUUCAUUGUAAACCUUACAGACUCUAAUGAUUGUGAUACUACUUCAUUUUUCCCUCCUCCCAAGAAAUCGAUACUUAGUAACAUACUAAAUAUUUACAAUACUAUUCGCAGCAUAUUCACAUUUCAUAAAUUAUCUUUAUUUAAUGCAUUCUUUUACUCAAAAUGGAACUUCUUAUUUAAUAGAUAUACCACAAGUGGGCAAAUAUAUGUUGGAUUGAAAAAACUAAUUCCAUUUUUUAAAGCACCACAUACAAGAUAUGACCUCUUAUCAUUAAAUUCUCAGCACAAACUCUCCUCUGAUACAUCUCAUAAAAAACAAAAACUCUCAAAUAUCAACUUUAAGCCAUUAAAAAUAACUUUCGAUGUCUGGAAACCACAGUCCAAUUAUAAAAAAAAAGUACCUGGUUUGCCAGAUUAUCAAGUUGUUGUCUUUAACAAAAAUGAUCCACAUCAAAGAUUUCCAACUUACUUAGAAAUGAGAAAGAUAUUUGAUUCCUUAGAUUAUAAAUUUGAGUAUUUGUCUGAAAUUACUGAUGAUUUAUCUUGGAACAAAUAUUCAUACACCAAUGGAAUGCUUCGAACGGCUUACUUGAGUUCUAUCAAGGCAAAGGCACAGCAACAGAGAUCAAGUCAAAAUCCUAAUAAUCCAAAAAGUAAGAAAAAGAAAAAUUCUAGGCCAACUUCCCAGUUCGUAUUACAAAAUAGAAGGUUAAAGAAUGGAUACAGAAGCUUUUUAUUAUGCGUAAUUGACUCUGGCAUAAUCAGUUUUGUGAAAAUUUCAGAAACUGAUUUUGGUUCUGAAGACGUAUGGUAUGUUCCACCAAAGAACAUCAAAAAAUAUAAUAAAUAA